AUGAUUUUAUUAAAAUAUUCAUCUUUUACUAAUGUAUUAUUUUAUUUUAUCAUAAUUUUUUUACAAUUUUUUUGUCUUACUUAUGGUAAAAAAAGUUAUGACGUUUUUGAUAAAGUAUCAAAAGAAACUGGGUUUAGUGCUGUAUUUUUAAAUACUAUUGAAACAGGAAAAUUAAUUAAGCAAUGCGGAUGUGAUGAACAAGAAAAAUGUUUAAAUAUCAUUAAAACUCAAGUUUAUUCAUGUUCUGAUGGUUGUUGGAAGGUAUUUAAUAAGAUCACUAAAACACCUGAAGAUCUUAAAAAAUGUUUUGAUAAAAAGAAAGAUAGAAUUACAUCAUUCAUGGAAUGUUUUAAUAGAAAAUCAGAAUCAUGUAAUCCAUUAAAUGAUAAUAAAAUGAUACCCAAACAUAAUAUAACAAUGAUGCUUGAUAUAGCUGAAAAACAAAUAUUAUCUAAAAAAAAUGAUAUUAUAAAAAGUCCUGCUGUUAAACCAAUUCGUCAUUUUUUUAAUACAACUCUCGAUUUUGCUCAAUGUCUUAAAAAUUGUAUGUUAAAAGAAAAUUCAAAUGGUUUUUGUUUUGACAAAAUAAAUUGUCAACCAUAUUUAACUGAAAAAAGAACAAUUGUUACAAUAAAAAAAUGUUUGAAAGAAUUCAAUUGGAAAAAUGAAUUAGCGGAAACUUGUGAUUGCUGUAUCAAAGCAGGUAUUAGUGAGCUUAAUAAAAUCUGCCCUAUGCUUAAACUCAUGGCUGGUGGAUCAAAGAAAGUACAUUUACAAAUUAAACCACCUUCAACUACAGUAUCUAAACAAAAUUAA
This is a messenger RNA of Strongyloides ratti, 816 nucleotides long. RefSeq lists its product as hypothetical. The record is from RefSeq and is a predicted model, not a curated record. NCBI's taxonomy places the organism in Eukaryota, Metazoa, Nematoda, Chromadorea, Rhabditida, Strongyloididae. The coding region runs from base 1 to 816 and encodes 271 amino acids. The transcript has 2 exons.